This is a messenger RNA of Hibiscus syriacus, 643 nucleotides long. Its product is annotated as aquaporin SIP1-1-like. Lineage: Eukaryota; Viridiplantae; Streptophyta; Magnoliopsida; Malvales; Malvaceae. The transcript has 2 exons. Bases 44 to 592 code for a protein of 182 amino acids. The record is from RefSeq and is a predicted model, not a curated record. Gene Ontology annotation, molecular function: water channel activity.
AUUGUGUUGUUUUGAGAUAAAAUUAAAUUGCAAAGAACCAUUCAUGUUAAAAUCCUUGUCUUGCUUUUCCUUUCUAGCAAGAGAGAUAUGUCAUCUUAAGAUGUUUAAAAAUGAAAUUGAACAAGUAGCUAAAGCUACAAUGUUGAUGUACAUUACUGAAAAUGGAGUGUUUCACUGGCAGGCUGCUGGUGCCUUGGGUGGUGCCCUGGCAAUCAUGGAGGCGAUCCCGGAACAAUACAAGCACCUGAUAGGGGGACCAUCUUUGAAAGUAGAUACACACACUGGAGCCAUUGCUGAGGGGGUCUUGACAUUUUUAAUUGCCUUUGAUGUUCUUUUUAUAAUCCUUAGAGGCCCACAGAGUUCAAUAUUCAAGACAUGGUUGAUUUCCAUUGUGGUUGUAACAUUAGUAACGUUUGGCUCUGCUUACACUGGACCUUCCAUUGAGGGUCCUUUGCCUUUGGUUGGGCAUAUGUAUACAGCCAACACACCACAUGGGAUCAUUUUUAUGUUUAUUGGAUCUGUCCGUUCAUCGGAACUAUAUUGGCUGCGUCGGUUUUCCGGGUAUUCUUUUCCCCACCACCAGAGAAAGUGAAUAAAUCAUAAGGUUGCUUAAAAAGGUUCCUGUGCCAAUCAACAACAGCAA